Cuscuta campestris is the source of this 543-nucleotide messenger RNA. NCBI's taxonomy places the organism in Eukaryota, Viridiplantae, Streptophyta, Magnoliopsida, Solanales, Convolvulaceae. The record is from the annotation of a GenBank genome assembly.
GUGUUUGGAUGCAAGGCAUUCAUGCAUGUACCGAAGGAACAGAGAUUGAAGCUUGACUUCAAGACUUCUCCUUGUGUCUUUGUUGGAUAUGGUGAUGAAGAGUUUGGUUACAGACUUUAUGAUCCAGCAAAGAAAAGAGUUGUGAGGAGUAGAGAUGUUGUAUUUUACGAGCACGAGAUGGGUUUUCAUCUCUUAGGUGCUGGUAAUACCUAUUAUCCUAAUUUAUCUCAUGGUGCUAUUGAUAUGUCUCAUGUUUCUAUUCCAGAUGUUCAACAAACAGGUGAUGCUCCCGAUGAUGGUCAUGAAAGUACUCAUGAACAUGACCGUAUUGAAGAGGUACAACCAGAGAUUGUGCCACAACCUGAUGAUGAAGCUGUUGAAAUAGAAAGUGGAGAGUCUUCUAAUCAGGGGGAGCAAAACAGCCCAGAGGUGGAAGAGCCAACAUUGAGAAGGUCAACCCGAGUUCGACAACCUUCAAGACUUUAUCCAAGUUCAGAAUAUAUCCUACUCACUGAUGAGGGAGAGCCUGAAAGCCUUAAAGAG